AUGGGACUUGUCACCGACCAAAAGCUGGGCAAUGCCCACAUUGAGCUCCUAGCACACACAACACGACGCUCAGCCCUACAUCUGGAUGUCCUCAGGAGCUGCUUAUCGUUGAAAGAGGAACUCUCGACAAGCCGACAAGCCAUCGAUCUGCUGCAGCGAACGACGCAGGAUCUUGAUGCUGGUCUUGCGGUCUCUCAGGCUCUUGAUCGUCUCGCUGGUCUUCUCUUGAUACCUGAGUGCACGCUCUCUACCGCCGCACACUUCAAGCCUCUGCUGUUGGAUCUCCUAGUUCGAGCAUUCAAGCAGACUGACAGCGUCGGCACAUCCGAUGUCACAGUCAUCGCAAAGGCUCUGCACACCAUUGCAAUCUUGAUCAGCAUCUUCCCAGAGGUGUACGAGCUUCUCACCAAGUUUGUCGGAAUUUCCGACUUCUCCUCGUUUCACCACAAGCUCUCGUCGGAGCAGCCGGAAGUGCUGAAUCAGGUGCUGCUCGACCUCUAUCGCAUCAUCUCUGUCGCUCCAUUCACUCUACAAGGUGAUGUUGACCUUUCCUACGCUCGAUGGGCUCACAGUAUUGUGCUUUCCUCGCAACUUUCCCUUUCUCUGCCAACUCGCCUUCUUGCGCUCAGCUUUCUCACAUUGCAGCACGGCCUCAGCGAAAAGGCCCGUCUGGAACUUCAACAGCACUCUCUCAACUUACUCUCUCUCGGCACAUCCGAGCCGUUCAGCAUCGAUGCUGUGGCUCCUCUCGCUCUGGAACCUACAGGAAUCAAUGUUUGGACACUUGAGACAGAAGAGUUCUCACGCAUCGAGUUUGCUAAGAAGCAAGUCGCAUCUCAACAGCCAAUCUUCUUGCCCUCGCGGCAACACAAGAUCGGCCAUUCGGGCAAGGCGAAAGCUCUCUCUCUUGACGCACUCUCGCCCGAAGUUUGCUGCAUCGGUGGCGUGCUGCUGCCAUGCCCACCACGCACAAAUCAUGUCUGCAACUCAGCUCUCCUCGAAGAGCGAUUCGUCGAGACAGCUGGUAUCACGCCCUCGCUCUCCGAACUCGCCCUCCGCCUCACCAUGAACUAUCCCAUCUUGCUCUCCGGACCCCCUUCCAGCGGCAAGUCAACCUUGAUCCGUCAUCUCUCUCACCUUCUCAAGGGCGUUGAGGCGCACACUCCGGCUAGCCACAUCCUCACCAUACAGCUUGGCGAUCAGUCCGGCAUCGACGCCAAGCAGCUCCUUGGCUCUUUUGUCUCCAGCCCAACAGAGCCUGGAAAGUUUCAAUGGACCGAAGGAGCGCUCACACAAGCCGUUCGUCAGGGCAAGUGGGUGCUCUUGGAGGAUAUUGAUAAAGCAGGCUCCGAGGUUCUCAGCACCAUCGCACCUCUCGUCGAGCAGCUUGGACCAACAAAGGCACUUGGCACUUGCCCUAUCGUCGACCUAGGCAGUCGUGGCAAGGUCACAGCAGGCCAUGGAUUUGCUCUCUUCGCUACAAGAUCCAUUGCCGCAUCAUCGACACGACAAGCUCCUUCCACUGCUACAUUCUUAGGCAGCUCGCACUGGUCCGAGGUGUAUAUCCACUCGCCAUUGCAGACUGAUGUCAUCAGCAUCCUUCACAACAAGUUUCCUCGCCUCACUGCGCAGCAGUCCCGCUUUGUCGAACGCUUAGUCGCCACUUGGUACAAGUUGCAACGCGCCACGCAACCCUCGCCAGCUUCCGCCCAAGCAGCGGCCAAGGCAACAGCUCCCAGUGCAGGCAGCGUUCGUACUGCUACCUUGCGCGACCUCAUCAAAUGGUGCAGACGUGUUGAACGUCUUCUUUCCACAGAGCAUGCCAUGCUCUCGGAUCCUUUCAGCAAUCCCGUCCAGCAAGAGGAGAUCUUUAUCGAAGCAUGCGACGUCUUUCUUGGCUCUGUACCAUCACCACACGAUGCUUCAGUAGCAGCCGCAACUGGUUCGCAGCCUUCGAAGCCAGUCAGCGGCAAGAAUGUGGAUCGCUACAGCAGCUUGGUGGAGCUGCUCGCUGAAGAGCUUGGCUUGACAAGUGAGCGCGCUUGGUGGGCACUCAAGCAGCGCAUCCCAGAGCUGUCAGUCAGAGCACUAGAGAACAUGCCGGAUGCCGGCCCUUUGGACCCUUCUCUAGAAGCAGGCACCAGUCUCAUCCGCGUCGGUCGCUGCGAGCUGAUCCGACGAUCCAAAGCGAUCGCCAAACGUGCUGCACCCGUCUCGCGCAAGUUUGCCAUGACAAAGCCUUCCUUGUUGCUGCUCGAGAGGCUUACCGUAGCUACUGCACUUGCCGAACCCCUCCUCCUUGUUGGUGAGACAGGUACAGGAAAGACCACUGUGGUUCAACAUUUGGCUUCACUCCUCGGUCAACCCAUGGUAGCCCUCAAUUUGAGCCAGCAAACCGAGAGUGGCGAUCUACUCGGCGCAUUCAAACCACUCGACUCUAAACUGCCAGCUACCGAGCUGCACGACCAGUGGAGCUCGCUCUUUGCGCGAACCUUUUCAUCUCGCCGCAACGCUCGCUUUGUCGAGACAGAGCGUAAGGCUUUUGUUGCUGGCAAAUGGUCUCGCUUGGCUCUGCUGUGGCGUGAAUCCGCCAAGAUGGCAUCCUCGCGCAAGAAAGGAGCAGCAAAGAGCAACACUACUGAUGGUGUUGACGACGAGAUGACCACCGACGACAACAAUGUUCGUCCCGGAUCUAGCUCGAGAAAGAAGCGCAAAACCGAUCGAGGAGCCACCGAAGGCUCGCCCGCUGACCUCGAUGAUGCACGCGCCGAGGCGGAGCUCAAUUAUGAAUGGAUCGAGUUCGAUGCUAAAGCAAGGGACUUUGGCCUCCAACAUGGCAGCAAGAAGAAUAACCUCGUCUUUUCCUUCGUCGAGGGUCCUCUGGUCAAGGCACUGCGACAGGGAGACUGGAUUCUGCUCGACGAAAUCAACUUGGCAGCCGCCGAGACGCUCGACAGCCUCACAGGACUGUUGCAAUCACCCACUUCGAGCAUCACCCUCACCGAGCGUGGCGACCUGGAGCCCAUUCCUCGACAUCCCAACUUCCGCCUAUUUGCUUGCAUGAACCCGGCCACCGACGUCGGCAAGAAGGAUCUUCCAGCCAGCUUGAGGUCGCGUUUCACCGAGCUCUACGUGCCCAGCCCUGACGCUGACCGCGAUGCGCUCACCGCCAUUGUGGACAAAUACAUUGGCGAGCAUGCGUUGGGCGAUCGAGGCGCUAUCAUGGAUGUCGCCGAGUGUUACGCCGAGAUUCGCCGCCUGGCUCAGCAACAUCAGUUGGCGGAUGGUGCCAACCAGCGACCUCACUUCUCCAUUCGAACCUUGUCGCGCGCUUUGACUUUUGCCACCGAUAUUGCCCCUCAGUACGGCUUGCGACGCAGUCUCUGGGAAGGUUUCGUCAUGGCCUUCACCUUGUUGCUUGACGAAGCCAGUGCCAGGAUCGUACGUGCCAUCAUCGAGCGUCACACCCUGUCCAAGGCAAAGAACGCCCGUGCCAUUGCCACUUUCGUCCCGCCGGCACCUCAGGGGGCCGACGACGGCAAGUUUGUCCAAGUGGGUCCCUUCUGGCUACCCACGGGCCCAGCAACCCUCAACGCUGCCGAAGACUACAUUCUUACCCCUUCGGUGCAAAGCAAGCUUGUUGGCUUGUCGCGAGCCGCAUUGACUCGUCGCUUCCCAGUGCUCAUUCAAGGCCCUACUUCGGCGGGCAAGACCAGUGCGGUCGAAUAUUUGGCUAGACGCACUGGACAUCGCUUUGUCCGUAUCAACAAUCACGAGCACACCGACGUACAAGAGUACAUUGGCUCCUACGCCUCGGACCCCGACUCCGGCAAGCUGUGUUUCCAAGAGGGACUGCUCGUCAAAGCACUCCGAAGGGGAGACUGGAUCGUGCUGGACGAGCUCAACCUGGCUCCCACCGAUGUGCUUGAGGCGCUCAAUCGCCUUUUGGACGACAAUCGCGAGCUUGUGAUCCUCGAGACCGGCGAGGUGGUCAAACCUCACCCACACUUCAUGCUCUUUGCAACGCAGAACCCGCCAGGACUCUACGCCGGACGAAAGGUUUUGAGUCGAGCUUUCCGCAAUCGAUUUCUUGAGCUCCACUUCGACGACGUUCCACGCGCCGAGCUCGAGACUAUCUUGACCAAUCGAUGCAAGAUCGCGCCUUCCUACUCUUCGCGCAUCGUCGGUGUCUUCGAAGAAUUGCAGAAGCGCCGACAGGCCGGUCGGGUCUUCGAGACUAAGCAAGCCUUUGUGACGCUACGUGACCUCUUCCGCUGGGGCGAUCGCGAGGCUGUAGGCUACCAGCAGCUAGCCGAGAACGGCUACAUGCUCAUCGCUGAACGUGCACGUCGCGCGGAUGACAAAGAGACGGUCCGAGAGGUCAUCGAGAAGAUCGUGAAGGUCAAGCUCGACGUCGAUCACAUGUACCGCCUGGAAGGUCCGGAGAGCGCAACGGCAAUGUCGCGAAUGGGUAAUGGACUCGGAAGCGCCAUCAUCAGCGCUCUCUCCAACACUAACAUUGUAAGGACUUCGGCAUUCCAGCGAUUGCUCUGUUUAGUCGCUACGAGCUUGCGCUACAAUGAGCCUGUGCUCCUUGUCGGAGAGACCGGUGCCGGAAAGACGUCGGUGUGCGAGGUGCUCGCCACCGCUUUCGGUCGCCAGCUGCACUGCGUCAACUGCCACCAGAACACAGACACCGCCGAUCUUCUGGGUAGCCAGCGUCCUCUGCGUAAUCGUGCUGCUCAACAGAGCUCAGCCAAAGCAGCUUGCCUCGAGGCUCUCGACGCCCUGCAGAUUGCUCAUGUCCUAAACGCAGAGAGCAAGCUUGAAGACGUCUCCUCCUUUGUCGAAGCAGUCUUGUCCAAGGAACACGAGCAGCUUGCUUCCCUUGGCCAGUCAGAGAGGAAGGAAGCGCGAGCCAUGCUGCAAGGUGCGCUGCGCAGCAUCUACCAAGCCACCGCACUGUUCGAGUGGCAAGACGGUCCCUUGGUUCAGGCGAUGCGCGCGGGCGACCACAUUCUGCUCGACGAGAUCUCCUUAGCAGACGACAGCGUGCUGGAGCGCCUCAACAGUGUCCUCGAGCCUGCGCGAACCUUGGUCCUGGCAGAGCGCGCCACGUCAUCCAGUCACCUCAGCUCUGAGGCAGAUAUCUCAGCAUCUCAGAUCACGGGCGCUGAUGGUUUCCAAGUGCUUGCUACGAUGAAUCCUGGUGGCGACUACGGCAAGAAGGAGCUGUCACCCGCCCUUCGCAACCGUUUCACCGAAAUUUGGGUCCCUCACGUUGACAUUCGCAGCGAUCUCAUUCAGAUCAUCAAUGCGCAGUGGAAGGACGCCAGCCUCUCUGCAUGGACAGAGCCCAUCAUCGACUUUUCCGACUGGUUCAUCCAUCAAAUCGGCGGCCGCGAUCAGUCUGGUUUGGGUUUGCGAGACUUGCUCACGUGGGCGUCUUUUAUGAACGAGCUCUCCAUUCAUGCCGCGCUGGAUCCGGCCUUAUCCUUUGCUCAUGGCGCCUCAUUGACCAUCAUUGACGGUCUUGGAGCCUUGCCUGCCACUGCAGCAAUGACUGCUGGGGGUCUGGAUCAGCUUCGUGAUGGCUGCCUAGCCAAGGUUGCCGAGCUCAUUGCGCCACAGGAGUACGAUCCAAAGUUGUCGACACUCUUCGAAGUGGACGUCUCUAACGAGCGUCUGCGUAUCGGCCCAUUCUCGAUCCCACGCGGAAAGCUUGGUCUGCCCACAGAGGGACCUAACUCGUUCAGUUUCGGCGCCAAGACGUCCGCGUCCAACGCAAUGCGUGUCCUGCGAGCUUUGUCCGUACCAGGCAAAUCGGUUCUGCUGGAAGGUAGCCCCGGCGCCGGCAAAACCAGCUUGAUCAUAGCUCUGGCCUCAGCAGCUGGUCGACCUCUCACGCGCAUCAACUUGUCUGACCAGACCGAGCUCGUCGACCUCUUCGGUUCCGACAUGCCCCUGGAAGGAGGAGGACCUGGCGAGUUUGCUUGGCGGGAUGCUGCCUUCUUGACGGCGAUGCAGCAGGGCGGAUGGGUGUUACUCGACGAAAUGAACCUGGCCUCUCAGACUGUACUCGAGGGUCUCAACUCUUGCCUGGACCACCGUGGAACUGUCUAUGUGCCAGAGCUCGGUCGAUCGUUUUCCAAGCAUCCCAACUUCCGCAUCUUCGCUGCUCAGAACCCUCACCACCAGGGAGGCGGAAGGAAGGGACUGCCCAAGUCGUUCCUCAACAGGUUCAUCAAGGUACACAUCGAAGAACUGACCGGCGAAGACAUCCUUGCCAUCAGCACGCACUUGUAUCCGGACUUUGACCAGGAGACACUCAGCAAGAUGAUUCGGUUCAACUUCGAUCUGCAUUACGAAGUUGUCGUCAAGCAUUCAUUUGGCAGGAUCGGAGCACCAUGGGAAUUUAACCUGCGAGACCUUAUGAGGUGGCUCGACCUGCUUCACUCAAACCUCGGCUUGAACAAGCUCGAAGACCCGAUCGAGCAUCUCGCCUCGCUCUACGUGCAGCGAUUUCGCACCACAUCAGACCGCAAGGCAGCUCGAGCCCUCUUUUACAAGUCUUUUGACAGCACUUUGGCCGACGAAGCACGCACUGUCUCCACGAUCACUCCGGGACACGUGCGAGUAGGUCAUGCUGUGAUGCAACGCCGACCAGCUUUCGACGCAAGCAGGCAUCGCCUUGUGCUCCUUCAGAGCCAGCUUCCCGUGCUGGAAGCUCUGAUGGACUGCGUGCACAAGGAGUGGCUUGCCAUUCUUGUCGGACCUUCUGGAAGUGGCAAGACGAGCAUCGUACGUUUGUUGGCGCACUUGGCUGGCGCACGCCUGGAGGAGUUCCAGAUGAAUUCGGGCACCGACACGAUGGACCUCAUUGGCACUUUCGAGCAGUAUGAUCCUCGAGCUCGCUCUCGAGAUGUUAUUUCAGCCCUGCUGAUCGAGAUGCAGCGCUGCUCCGAGCGCGUCGCUAUGACAAGCAAUUCGCACUUUGCUGCCUUCCUCGCGGCGCGUCAAGUAUUGAGUUCCGCUGUCGGCUCCUCUUCCAUCUCUGUCGAUGCAAAUGGCCUGUUGGACGCGCUUGAAGCGGUGCGUGCUGCAACGAGCGCCUUCAAUGACGGUCCUCUGGGCAAAGCCGUGGAAGAUGCAAAGGCAGUCGCCCUUGAGCUCGUUCAGAGCCCGGUGGAUACCCACCGAUCAACCGGCAGAUUUGCAUGGAUCGACGGACCCUUGCUCCGGGCUCUACAGGAGGGUCACUGGCUUAUGUUGGACAACGCAAAUCUUUGCUCGGCUUCGGUCCUCGAUCGGCUUAACUCACUGUUCGAGCGCGAUGGCUCCCUGGUGAUCAGCGAACGCGGCGUAGUGGAUGGCCGGGUUCCCGUGGUACGACCACACCCCAACUUCCGCGUCUUCAUGUGUCUAGAUCCGAGACACGGGGAGCUGUCUCGUGCGAUGAGGAAUCGAGGUAUCGAGAUCGCUCUUCUUCCGCAAGCAGGCUCCGCCUCGAAUGACUUGGAGAGGCUUGCGACACUCUGCGGCGCUGACUCAACCUCCUCUACGAUGCCUUUACGAUCGACACAGAGGGAGCUCAUGGAUGCAUCACUCCACAUGCAGAUGGUGCAGCGUGGCCUCGAACCAUUUGACGCUCUCAACACAAGCCUGUCACAGGCAGCUAAUCUGAGAAAGGUGGCGUCGUGGAUCACCAGCCAGUUGAUUCUUGCAAAUUCGGGUUUGGCAUCAGCUGUAUUGCCCGUCUACCUUGCAGAGGUGAACGACGUUGCUUCAGAAGCAGCUGCUUCCCUGCUUCUCCGCUUGAGCUCGCCAAAAGCGCUCUCGUUGAUCAAACAAGUGGUCGCUCGUUCUCGGUCUUCGCUUUCCGAAACGGCGGCUGCUCUUAUGCAAGAUAUCUACUCAUCGCCGAACUUGCUUGAAGCGUCAAGGCGAGAUCUGCAACACAACCUGGUUGAGUCGAGGCGCAUCUCGCCAGAAUUCGCCGACUCUCUUGCGAUCGAUCUUCGUUAUGACGACAACAUCUCCCGUCUACUUGAACCGCAGCUGGGCCCGUCCGACAUCGUUCACCUCCUACUUGCCACCAUGCUUCAACGUCUCGGGGUAAGGAGAAUCUCGGAGGCGGCCUCAGCAAAGCGCGUGCAGGAGUUGAGCAUCUUGGAACGGUCAGCGAGGCUCAGCGGCACCGCUAUGGUCCAUGAUGAGGACCAAGCCACCACCGCUAUGCGCAACGUGUUCCCUCUCAUUGUUGCAAUCAAUCGAAUGGCCUCGUCGGCCCUACAAAGCGACGAUGCAUCUGCUUUGCCGCCUGCAACACUGCGUCAGCUCUCUCUUCUGAUGCGAGCCGCCGAGUAUCUGCAGAGCCUCUGCACCUCUUCCGAGCUCGACUUCUCUUCCAUUCAGAUCCUGGUGCGAUUCAUGUCAAAUCUGUUGCGGGACAUCAAUGCCGGAGGAAUAGAAAGCGAUGUCAACCUUGUUCAGACCAUCAACUUGCUUGGCGGCUCGUUGCAACUGACCUCUGGUCAAGCGCUUUUCCCCAUUUGGUCCCUUUUCGGUGCCGACGAGGGUAUGCAGACUAACCUGUACCGUCUGAUUUGCGACGAGAUCGCAAUGCUUCCGGUCGCAGCCGGUGAUCUGCUCAAAAACGCUAUAAGCGUGGCUGCGACGCUCUGCGCUGCCGGCAAGCAGUCCGCGGCGCCUUCCGAGCUCAGGGACAUGAUGCAGCUCGGCUGGCAGACUUUGAAGAUGGUUCAAGCUGCGAGCAACAAGCUUUCAGCACAGGGUCAGGAACAUGCCAGCAAGUCGGCAGCAUCGGCAAGGGCUGAAGCAGCGCUCUUGAAUCUUGCAGAAGUAUCGAUCAGAACGCCGAACUGCCUCGUUGGUGGAUCAGAAGCAUCAAGAAUGAGAUUGAUCAUGCAACUGCUAGAGUCUCACUCAUCGCCAUCAGUGCAAGCCGCUGCUGCCGCUUGCAAAGCCACUCUUUGGACACUCGACUCUGGAUCGGCCAAGUCGAACGCGCUACUCAGCGACUUUUCCUGGAUCAGGCGACUCUGGCCUGUCGGACCUGGCCAGGCCCCCAACAGCGACGGAUCGGCUGAUCUGCUUCGACCUACGUCCCUGCGGAUCUUGCUCGAGUCGCGUUUCGGAACGAGGUCGCUGAUGGAGAAGGCGCUUCACGAUACCACUAUAGGCCAAAUGAUCAAGACCGUCGGUGCCUCGCUGCCUGCUAGCUCGUCGUCGCGCGCAGAGAAGCUGGCUCAGAUCUUGAUCAGCUAUGUCUGCCGAGUCUCCGAGACACUCUACAAGGCAGCUGGCAAGGAUCUGGCAGAACACGACGUGCCUGCAUGGAAGUCCGUACAGGCGGUGUCCGACUGCUGCGUUGCACUAAAGACCUUGCAAGAAGCAGGCACAGCGCGGCUGCCGGAGGGUACCGCAGUCGCUCUGUCAGAGUGGGUUGCAUUCCUCGAGGCCGAGCUGACGCCCACGCUUGCCCUGACGCACAAGGAAGGUAGCGCCACCGCGCUCGGACGAGCCUGGAUGUCGGUAUCUAUGAUCAUGCUGCGCUUGUAUCUGCCCAACGUCGCUGUUGACCCCAUCGUCGCACGUAGAACGAUGGCAGACUUUGGCGACUUCUGUCGUUCGCAGCUCGAAGAGGCUCUGGAGCUGGAGCUAUUUGCCGAGUCCAUCAUCACAGGAGACACAAGCAACCGAGUCGUCCGCGAUCUGAUUUCACAGAUCGAAGAGACCAAGCUGCAACUCAGGACGCAAGGCGGCGAUCAGAAUCAGGCUUGGCGAAAGCCAAACCUCAAGCUCCUGUCGCAGUUCUAUCGAGAGACUUUUUCAUUCCUCAGGGAAGUUGUCACUGCCGAGAGAAUUGCGGAUCUGGUGCAAGCGAUGGUGAGCGAAUCUUCAGAGCAAGCGGAUCAACGGGAGGCCAGCUUACAGGCCAGCGUGCUCUCUUUCGGCGAUCGACUUCGUAAGACCUUUGCCGAACUGCGCGACAUGGUUGAGCCUAUCAUUGCAUCAUUGCUCCAGCUACAGCUCGGACUUCGCCUUGUCCGUCAAGCAGCCCGCAUCGCUUCGGCGCCGGCAGACGUCAAGCAGCGCAGUGCCAUCAUGGAGGCGCUGGUCACUUUCCCUACAGCGCAGAGCUCGACCCUGCUGCGUCAGGCAGAUCUUACCGGUCAGCUGCAGGCCCGCUCUGAGGUCUCAGCCUCACUAUUGAUCGUUUCGGCGGCAUCGAUCGCCUACGACCAUGCCUGCCUUGGCAUCCAAGUGCUCGAAAGUCCCGAUACGCUGCGCAACAUCAGCCGCAGUUACGAGCGCAUCUUUCAACUCUGGGCUCUGGAUAGAGAGAGAGCGAAGCGUGAGGAGGAAGAAGCGGCCAGCUUGUACAAGUCUCGAAAGAUCGAAGAGUCGAUUGAGAUGGAUGCUGAAGCCGAAGAGAGGGAAUUCCGCGCAUUGUUUCCCGAGUACGAUGACGACGUCCUCGACGGCCCCACAUCCGUUCAGGCAGCCGACGGGCACGACCCGUCGCGCUACACUGGCAUGCUGUUGCCUCCACCUCGCUUCAGAACCAUUCUUGAUGCGCAUAUGGCUAUCUUCGGAACCGCUUCUUACAAAGCUGGUGGCGAUCUUUACCAACGCGAACGAGACUCGCUUGUCACAAAACUUCUGCGCAAACACCACGAAGACUGGUCGGAGGCAUUGGACCAGAUAGGCGCUGCUUUCGGUCUCUCUGCAGCGAUUGACGAACAACUGGCGUCGACGCAGACGGCAAAGGACUUCAACUUCUACUUGGAUCCUCGACCCUCGGAAGUUCGCAAAGCAACGGCGAUUGUCGAGGAGCUGCGUUCACGACUGACCGCGUUGAUCCAGGAUUGGCCCGAACAGAUGGUGCUGCAGCACAUUCGCGACCGCUGCGAUGCUGUGCUGCGAAUGGAUGCAGCAAGCCCUGUUGCCAAGAUGUUGAGUGCCCUCGAGCAGCUGCUCACGCAUACCGAGGACUGGGAGGGCUUUGCAAGUCAGCAGACCUCCAUUCAGACCAGCCGAGAGCAAAUCUCAGCUCAAAUCAUCGAAUGGAGGCGUAUCGAGCUCUCCUGCUGGGCCGAGCUGCUCAACACGCAGGCACGAACAUUCCAGGAUGAGCUUGGAGAAUGGUGGUUCCGCGUCUACGAGAUCCUCAUUCGAGGUACGCGUGCAGCUUCAGCGGAUGGACCGGAUGCAUUCAAGGACCACGUCGAGCAAGUCAUCGACGCGAUCGAUCAGUUUGUUCGCUCCAGUCCCCUCGGCCAAUUCGAGGCACGACUUGCCCUUCUCGAGUCAUAUGCACGCUUCAUCGAACGCUUGGUGCGUUUGGCCCCGCCUAAGGAGAGUGGCGGCUUGAAGGAGGUAGGUGUCGUCCUGCAGAAUGUGACCACCUUCUUCCGUCAGUUCGACGAGCGGAUCUCGAGCACGUUACAGAGCCAGCGAGCGGUGCUGGAAACGGACAUCAAGAGUUUCAUCAAGCUUGCAAGCUGGAAGGACAUUAACGUUCAUGCGCUCAAGGUAUCUGCGGCGAAGACGCAUAGACAGCUUCACAAGACGCUGCGCAAGUUCCGUGACAUCUUGCGUCAGCCAGUCGAUCCCAUACUGGCAUCUCAUCUCGACGCACUUACUCGAAGAGAGAUUCCUGCACUGACUGUGGACUCGCUGAGCCACCGCAAGCUCAUUGACAUGGAGAGCGAGGGCACCGAAGCUUGGACCGAGGCAACCUCGAUCGCAGGUCUCAACGAGUCGGCUCCCGAACACAUUAGGCACCUCAGCAAGACCCUAACCGUCCUUCAGAAGAUGUCAGGCGAUCGACUCUGGCCAACGUUGCUCCGUCCUACGUCGACGGCUGCUGGCGUUUCUGAGAUGGCCGACGAGAUUGUGAGUCGCCAGCAGCAGCUUGCCAAGCUCACUCCCGCCUUCUCAAAGGAGGACAACGAGAAGGCGAUCAAGAACUUGACGGCUCGGAAGCGCAAGGCUUGGUCCGAUCUGCUCAAAGAGCUUCGACGCGUUGGCCUCAGCUCGUUCGUCAAGACUGACAUGACAGCAAUGAAUCAGAGCGUCAUGCACAUCUACACCCGGCCAGCGCUUCUCCCGGCUUGUCCCGCUUCGCUCGCAGACGAGCCCUUCUCUACGCUUGAGAGACUGUUCUUCCGCCUGCUUGCUGCGCUGCCCAAGGUCCGCGACUCGCUGCAGAACCACAGCGCCGAUCUCUCGACUGCAGAGCUUCAGCGAGGUGUCAACUACGUUGAGCACGUCACGCACUUAGUUCUGCAAGAACGUGACCGCAUGCACUCCGAGCUUCAGACCUUGUCUUCGCUCGAAGAGCUCAUUGUUCGCAUGCGUGAACUGCACGAUGCGGCCCUUGGCACGCCAUCACGCGCAUCGCGAACAGCGCCAUUCCGAGCUUUAGCUGACUUCCUUGCGCGCCUUGCCAAUGGCCUGGACGAAGUCAAGAAGCUGGCGCCCAAGUUCCUUGCCACCUCUGCCUUUCCAUCAGCCGGAAGCGACAUUCUGCUGGGACGUCUUCCAACUCUGUCCAGUGAGCUUGUCAAGCACGCUUCGCAGAUUGAAAGUAUGGUCAGAACAGCACAAAGCCACGUCGCCGACGGUCUGUUCUUCCUCACGGAACAAGAACGCACCUCGAUUCAAGGCAGCCGCAAGCUCAUCAAAGGGAUCGAAUCAGAUCUUCGCGGCUAUGUGCGAUCCUUACCCGCGGUGGAGUCGCUCUUGUAUCCAGUCUGGCAGUGGGCAGUGAGCGGACAAAGGUUGGUCGAUCGAUGCCUUGCUACUUUGGAUGCGCCUCUCAAGGGCUCCUGCAACGCGCAAAAGCUCGUACAGCAGGCAAACGCGUUGGUUUCUGCCGUCCUACAAGUCGCUCAAGACAUCCGUCGGGCUGCACCCACUAAGUCGACAGAAGAAAUGACCUCUGAGAACGGCGUCGACGGCCUUACCGACAAAGCCAUCACUGUCGAGCUGCAGACGCUGCAGACUCAGCAAGCCAUAUUGCGAUCCUCUUCCAUCCUCGCGGAAGUGCAGAAGCUCUCCUAUAUGGCCCAGCACCUUGCCAGGAAGCAAGAAGCAGAGGAGCUCGUACAGGUGCAGCUCGUGAGUGUCUAUCCUUUCCUGCACGAGUACGCGGAAUUGCUCCGAGCCCACUUGCUCGCAUCGGCACACUUCUCAAGAAGUCUGCUCAAGCUCGACCAUGUUCUUUGCCAUUUGAUGACCGCUCUAGCCAGCAAGGGGUUCUGCAAGCCUCCCGAAGAGCAGCCGAACGACGAUGGCGAAGGCGACGAGAGCGAGCAGCUCGAGGGCGGAACCGGUCUCGGAGAUGGCACAGGUGCCAAGGACAUCACCAAUCAGAUGGAGGAGGAUGACGAGAUCGAGGAACUCCAGAAAGACAAUCCCGCCGACGAAGGAGAUGACGGCGAGAAGACAGAGCGCGAAAAGAAUGCCAAGGAAGCCGACCAAGACUUUGGCGGUGAUCUCGAAGACAUUAGUGUCGACAAUGACGAAGACGCCGGUAGCGAUCAAGAUGGAGAAGAAGACCAAGAGCAAGAGGCGGAAGAUGCAAUCGGUGACGUCGAUCCUCUCGAUCCGAAUGCCGUUGAUGAGAAGGUCUGGGAUGGUGGUGACGAUGGACCAGAUGAGCAAAAGGACGCUCCCGAAGACAAGACGAACAAGGACCUUGGCGCCAACAAUGCAGAUGGCAAAGAGGCAGAUUUGAUGCCCAAAGAAGAUGAUGCAGCGGCGACCGACGAUAAGCAGAAGCAGGAGCAGGCAGGUGAUGGAUCUCGAGAAGACCAGCAGAAGCAGCAGGAAGCGGAAGGGAUACAGGAUCACAAUGACGAUGAACAGCAGGAAGACGGAAACGAAGCUGAAUCGGCUGAGACCGAGGAGCGCGACGGCGAGGGUGGAGCUACAGACGAGGAAAACGAGGAUGGCGAUGUGCAAAGGGAGGGCGGCGGUCGUCAACUCGAUCAAGAAGCCGAACAAGGCGAGAACCUCGAUCUGGACGAUGAUCUCAACAUGGACAGCGAUGACGCCAAGAGUGAUGGUGGCGAGGACGACGAUGGCCUCGACGAGUUCAGCGAUAUCGAACAGAUGCCUGAAGACCUAAAGGAGGACAAAGUCGACGACAGGGCGAUGGAUGACCUCGUUGAGGAUCGGCCUGAUACCUCCGCCGAAGAUCAACAGCAAGCCGAGGAGACUGCCGAAGGCGAAGCUACACAACAGGAGCCAGAGCAAGAUGCUCAGGUUGACAAGGACAAGGGUGAAGAUGCAAUGGAAGAGGAUGGCGAAGAAGAACGACCCGAAGCACAGUCCAAGCAAGAACGAUUCGGCAACGACGAUCCGGCUGGAGAUCAGCAAGAUCAAGUGGAUCCCUUCGACGUCGACGCGGUUGAUGCAGGUGCAGACGACGGCGGACAAGAUGAGUCGGCUACUCAGCAGCAAUCAUCUCGUUCUCAGCGAGGUAGGCGAGUCGAUGCACGCAAGGGUCAAUCGGAGGCCGAACAAGGCAUGGAUCUGGAUCAAGACGCGGAUGCGACCCAACAAGAUCAAGCACAGCAGCCAUCGUCAGCUGGUGAGCGUGGGGCACGCGCGCCCAAGGCCGAGCAAGAAGAAGCUUCAGGUGACGCUGAGCAAGAAGGCGAGGCUGGUGCCGAUCCUAAUCCGCUCCGAAGGAUGGGUGACGCGUUGGAACAGUUCCGACGCAGAAUGCAAGAGAUCCAGAGCGCUAGCGAAGAAGAGGAGGAGGAGCAUGUCUCGGGUGACAAAGCGGAGCAUGAUGGCGAAGGGAUGCCGGAAGAUGGUGACGUCGAGCACGUCACCAACGACGACGAUGCUGAGCUUCAGGCUCUCGGCGCUGCGCAAGAGCAAGACGAGGUUCGCAAACUUGGGGAUCUUGGUAUUGAAGAGAUCGACGAGUCUCUAGUUGCCAAACCUCGUGGCGCCGAUGUCAACGAACAAGAGGAGGCUAAGCAGCAAGAUCCCCAGCCUCUGCCAGAUCAACCAGAGAAAGCGGAGCGCAAUGAGGUUAGCGACAGUCAGCAGAAGGCGUUCAUGCCGUCCGACCUCAAGCCGCCUUCUUCGUCGUUCACUGCCGAACGGGAAGCACUGCUCGACGCUGAUGGCGAUGCCAACAUGGCCGACGACAUGCAGGUCAAGAAGGAGGAGGAUCAUGAAGAAGCUAUGACGCCUCUGCCGGAUGAUGUGCGAGAGCACGCUGACGACGAGGUCCAGCAGCAACUCGAAGCUUUCCGCAACGUCGCCUCUAGCGAAGAGAGAUUAGCUCGCGCUGGCGAUCUUUGGAGGUCCUACGCGUCGCUUACUGCUGACUUGGCCUUCUCCUUGUGCGAGCAGCUGCGUCUCAUCCUGGCACCGACGCUUGCAACUAGGCUCAACGGCGACUUCCGCACAGGUAAGCGUCUCAACAUGCGCAAGAUUGUUCCCUUCAUCGCCUCCGACUUCGCCAAGGACAAGAUCUGGCUCCGUCGAACAAAGCCCUCGUCGCGCGAGUAUCAGGUCAUGUUGGCCAUCGAUGACAGUCGAAGUAUGUCCGAGUCGCGCUCAGCGCAUUUGGCCUACCAAACACUAGCGCUUGUGACUGGAGCGCUCUCCCGCCUUGAGGUGGGUGAUGUCUCGAUCUGCCGCUUCGGUGAAGACGUCGACAGUCUGCACGAUUUUGGCAAGGGUAGCUUCAAUGAUCAGAAUGGCGCCCAUGUCAUCGAUCGACUCGGUUUCCAUCAAAAGAAGACCAACGUGCUCAAGCUCGUGGAGAAGUCGCUCGACACUCUCGCCGAGGCCCGUGCUGGCAGGUCUCCGUCGUCCGCUUCGCAAGGGGACAAUCUCUGGCAACUUGAGAUCAUCAUCUCCGACGGUAUUUGUCAAGAUCAUGCCAAGUUGCGGACUCUGUUGCGCAGAGCGGCCGAACAGCGUGUCAUGUUGGUGUUCAUUGUCAUCGACUCGUUGCAACCUGCCCCCGCCAGUGGAACAUCGACGCCAGCAGCAUCCAAUGGUGCCAAGAUCGCGCCUCAGCAACAGUCGCGAAGCUCGAUUUUGGACAUGACCAAUGCUUCUUAUCACACCGACGCUAACGGACGAUUGCAGCUCAAGAUGGAGCGCUACAUGGAUACGUUCCCCUUCGACUACUAUGUCGUGGUGCGCGAGGUGGAAGCACUGCCAGAGGUGUUGUCCGCCACUCUUCGACAGUGGGUGGAAAAGAUUCGCGAGACGGAGUCCUGA
This is a messenger RNA of Ustilago hordei, 16287 nucleotides long. RefSeq lists its product as uncharacterized. The record is from RefSeq and is a predicted model, not a curated record. Gene Ontology annotation, biological process: rRNA processing; ribosomal large subunit assembly. Gene Ontology annotation, molecular function: ATP binding; ATP hydrolysis activity. Lineage: Eukaryota; Fungi; Basidiomycota; Ustilaginomycetes; Ustilaginales; Ustilaginaceae. The transcript has a single exon. Bases 1 to 16287 code for a protein of 5428 amino acids. Gene Ontology annotation, cellular component: preribosome, large subunit precursor; nucleus.